AGGAAAUCAGAACAGGAGCAGCAGGAGUUCAUCCUGCAGUCGGUGGGUUGCUGGUUCGAUUCCCGCCCUCAUCGUUUGUGUCCCUCCACAGUCGCUCCGUUUCCAUCAACUAUAAAAACUGAGAAAUGUAACGGAAUAAACCCACUGAGGGGUUUGGAUGAAAGUUUUAGCGGUAGGAUGAGGAGGUUUUUCAGCCAAUCGAAACACUUUUUCACACCACGAGUCACGUGAUCAACAGCCGGAUGUUACUGCUGGGCGGAAACCAGGAAGACGGCAGGAAGUGUUUGGAGGAUGAUGGUUUGUUUUAGUUUUUUCUGGCUCCUCCAGAGCUUCACAGCAUCAGGUGAGAAAAAGCUGAGAGUCGUUCCAACAUGUUGAAUCCACCGCUCUUCUGUCAAAAUACAAUUUCCCAAAACGCAGCACAGGUAGCCGCUCCACAGUAGGCGGGGCUUAUCGCUCCAAGGCCUGAACGAGACGCUGACGUCUCCUCUGAUUGGCUGAUAGAUGAUGAGCGCUAGCGCCACCAUGGCUGAGUUAUGAGUUUGAACUUUCCAUCCGUGUCUGCCAUGAAUAUUAAUGACUUUUCUCUGGAGAUAAAUUAUUCACAUGUGGUUUUAAUUUCAUUUCUUAUUUCAUGGAAACACUGCAACAGUGAAAUUGUGUUUUUUUGACAUUAGCAGAAAACAGACUGAGAUUUGCUGACAGUUGUCAUGGAAACCUCCCAGAGUGAUGAAGACUCCUCCAGGCCUUCAUCGCCGCAGCUCGUUCCGGCUGCUGCUGCAGCACCCAGACACCGGCGGCCCUCGGGGGCCCGGCGGUGGCAGCAUCAUGCCGCCGCCUCUCUGUGUUUCCUGCAGGAGAAGGAAGGCGGCGUCCUGCCGUCCUGGAGGAUCUGCUGUUCUCCACCAUGGCAGAGGGACAGGAGGACGUCCCAGCGUGAGUCUCCAGAGGACGGACACGGAGACGCCGUCCGCCUCGCCGUCUCUGCCUUCAGGCUCUGAAAUCCACGGGGCGUCGGACCGGAGACCCUCGGCUCAAAGAGGUCAAGGAGACGCUGAAGGUCGCCAUGGAGACGACCUCAGACGGAGCGCUGGACCGACUCCUCCUCAAGAAGUGACCACACCUGUGCUGUGAGAGGGGGCGGAGCCUCAGGUGGGUCCGGUUCAAGUUCUGCAGAAUCAGGUCCGGUUCUCCAGUCGCUCCGACUCGGUUUGUGUGAACAGAAGGAGAAGCAAAGAUCUGAUCAGAUAAAAGAUGGCGCAGCAGCAGGAAGUCCAGCAGGAUUUUGAGAAAAAACUUUUCAAGGUUCUUCCUGAGUUUGUGGAGAGAGUUUCUGAGGAAAUCCUAAAUCAGCUCCUCGAUGACCUGGAAACAGACGGUGUCCUUAUUCGUUUGGAGAAGCAGGCGAUACUUCGAGGGAACCCAAUCACAAUAGACAAAGCCCGUAGCACCAUUGAUGCUGUGAGGAUGAAAGGACAGAGAGCCUGUGAAAUGAUGAUCAAACGUCUUCAACUCAGAGAUCCGACUCUGUCCAAUCAGCUGGGUUUGUCCUCCUUGUCCCCUUCUAAAGAAGUCCAGAAGAUGGAAUAUCGGCAUCGAAAGAAGGACAGAGCAGAACCUCCAGGAUCCAUCAGUCCAUCUAUAAGGAGAGACCGGUCCAAAUAUGAUCCUCUAAACUUCAGUAAUGAACCUGGACCCUCUGAUAGAAAGGUGAACCCCAGCUCUCGCCUUAUUACUGCUGAACACCAGUCCCUCCAUGACCCUGCAAAGAUAAGAAGUGAUGAACGACGGAGGGAUGGAUGGAGGAAAGAUCUUCCUGGAUGGAUGGAGAGGAGCAGCUGUGCUCCAGAGGAAAAACUUUCCAAGGUUCGCCCUGAGUUUGUGGAGAAAGUUUCUGAGGAAAUCCUGAAACGGCUCCUUGAUGACCUUCUAUCAGAUGGCGUCUUUAAUCAUUCAGAGAUUGAAGGUAUACUGCAGAAGAACCCAAUCAGAGCAGACAAGGCCCGCGACACCAUAGAUGCUGUGAUAAAUAAAGGACAGAGAGCCUGCAGAUUGAUGAUCAAACGUCUUCAUCACAGAGAUCCGACUCUGUCCAACCAGCUGGGUUUGUCCUCUGACUCCUCUGGUCCAGAUUUUGAUAUUCGGUGUCAACGUGAACUUAAAGCGUCUCUGAAGAUGAAGUUCCAGAGUCUCUUUGAAGGCGUCGCUGAACAUGGAAAUAAAACCGUUCUGGACCAGAUCUACACAGAGCUCCACAUCACAGAGGGGUUAACUAGAGAGGUCAACCAGGAACAUGAGGUCAGACACAUUGAAACAGCAUCCAGGAAACAAGAAACAAUCAGAAGAGAAGACCUCUUUAAAGUCCCACCAGGAAGAGAUCAACCAAUCAGAAAAGUGAUGACCAUGGGAGUGGCUGGCAUUGGGAAAACACUGUUAACACAGAAGUUCACUCUGGACUGGGCUGAAGGCAAAACCAACCAGAACAUUGAUUUCAUAUUUCCAUUCACUUUCAGAGAGCUGAAUAUGUUGAAAGAAAAAAAGGUCAGCUUGGUGGAACUGAUUCAUGAGCGCUUCACUAAAACUAAAGAAAUCAGCAGCUUUGAAACGUUCCAGGUUCUGUUCAUCUUUGAUGGUCUGGAUGAAAGUCGAUUUACUCUGAAUUUCAACAACAAUCCGAUCCUGACUGAUGUUACAGAGUCCAGCUCAGUGGAUGUUCUGGUGACAAACCUCAUCAGGGGGGAACUGCUUCCCUCUGCUCUCCUCUGGAUAACCACACGACCUGCAGCAGCCAAUCAGAUUCCUGCUGAGUUCACCGACAUGGUAACAGAGGUCAGAGGGUUCACUGACCCCCAGAAGGAGGAAUACUUCAGGAAGAGAUUCAGAGAUGAUGAAGAGAAGGCCAGCAGGAUCACCUCCCACAUCCAGAAAUCAAAAACUCUCCACAUCAUGUGUCACAUCCCAGUUUUCUGCUGGAUCACUGCUAAUGUUCUGGAGAAUGUGAUGAAGACCAGAGAGGGAGGAGAGCUGCCCAAGACCCUGACUGAGAUGUACAUAGAGUUCCUGGAGGUUCAACUCAAAAUCAAGAAGAAAAAGUUUGGAGGAGCUGAAGAAGAUCCAGAGGACAUAAAGCUGAUUGAGUCUCUAGGAAAACUGGCUUUUGAGCAGCUGCUGAAGGGAAACCUGAUCUUCUAUGACAAAGAGCUCAAACAGUGCGGCAUCAACAUCAAAGAUGCUGCGUUGUUCUCAGGAGUGUUCACUGAAAUGUUUAAAAGAGAGAGAGGGACGCGCAACAUCUCCGUCUACUCCUUUGUUCAUCUGAGCAUCCAGGAGUUUCUGGCUGCAGUCUACAUGCUCCACUGUUUCACCAGCAGGAAGUCAGAGGUGAUCAAGACGUUCCUGGGAGAAGAAUACAGAGAAACAUCUCUAGAUGAGUUCAUGAAGAAAGUCAUGAAGAAAUCCCUCAGCAGUGAAAAUGGCCACCUGGACCUGUUUGUCCGCUUCCUUCAUGGUCUCACUGUGGAGUCCAACCAGAGCAUCUUAGGAGGCCUGCUGGGUCAGACAGAGAACAGUCCAGGAACCAUCCAGAGAAUCAUCACCAACCUGAAGGAGAUGAACACUGAUAUAAUCUCUACUGACAGAAGCAUUAACAUCUUCUACUGUCUGGUGGAGAUGAACGACGUCUCAUUUUAUCAGGAGAUCCAACGGAUGCUGGAUUCAGGGAAGAAGCUCUCAGUGACUGACUGUUCAGCUCUGGCCUUCAUGCUGCAGAUGUCAGAGGUUCUGGAUGAGUUGGACCUGAAGAAGUACAACACAUCAGAAUCAGGACUACAGAGACUGGUUCCAGCUGUGAGGAACUGCAGAAAGGCUCGACUUGGUGGCUGGACGCUCCAAAAGGCUGAAUGUGAAGUUUUGGCCUCGGCUCUGAAGUCCAACCCAGAUCUGACUGAACUGGAAAUAAAUCAGAUCUUCAUAUAUGGAGGUGGAGACUCUGAUCUGAAGCCUCUGGUUGAGAUCCUGGAGAGUUCAGUCAGUAAAGUGAAGAAACUGAGAUUGAAUUACUGCAGUUUAUCAGAGACCAGCUGGACUUCUCUGUUCUCAGCUCUGAAGUCCAACCCGACCCAUCUGACAAAACUGGGCCUGAUCAGCACCAACCUGGAAGAUUCUGUAGUGAAGGAGCUCUGUGGUUUUCUACAGACUGAAGGCUGCAGACUGGAGACAUUGAGAUUGAGUGGCUGCAGGUUGUCAGAGACCAGCUGGACUUCUCUGUUCUCAGCUCUGAUGUCCAACCCGACCCAUCUGACAAAACUGGACCUGAGCAGAACCAACCUGGGAGAUUAUGUAGUGAAGGAGCUCUGUGGUUUUCUACAGACUGAAGGCUGCAGACUGGAGAAAUUGAGAUUGUGGAGAUGCAGUUUGUCAGAGACCAGCUGGACUUCUCUGUUCUCAGCUCUGAAGUCCAACCCGACCCAUCUGACAGAACUGGACCUGUACAGCACCAACCCAGAAGGUUCUGGAGUGAAGGAGCUCUGUGGUUUUCUACAGACUGAAGGCUGCAGACUGGAGACAUUGAGAUUGAUGGGCUGCAGUUUGUCAAAGAUCAGCUGUGAUUAUUUGACCUCAACUCUGAAGUCCAACCCGACCCGUCUGACAAGACUGGACCUGAGAGAGAACAACCUGAAGGAUUCAGAUGUUUGGCAGCUGAAGCGUUUUGUAAAGACAGUAAUGUUGUACUGAUCUCAGUAAAGUAGAAAAUGGUCUCUGUGUCCUGCUGAUCCUCAGAGGUUGAAGCUGCAGCAGUUUGAGUCUAAAGAGACUCUGACUGGAUCAUGAUGAUGACCUCUGACCUCCAAGUUUUCC
This is a messenger RNA of Xiphophorus maculatus (southern platyfish), 4857 nucleotides long. RefSeq names its product NACHT, LRR and PYD domains-containing protein 3-like. The transcript is spliced from 14 exons. Gene Ontology annotation, biological process: regulation of apoptotic process. NCBI's taxonomy places the organism in Eukaryota, Metazoa, Chordata, Actinopteri, Cyprinodontiformes, Poeciliidae. The record is from RefSeq and is a predicted model, not a curated record. Bases 1255 to 4734 code for a protein of 1159 amino acids.